AGGAGCCGCAGCUUUAGAAAAACCUCAAAGAUUCCUGAGGUUAAAACACUGCAGGCAGUUUGCUGACAGCGACGAUCUCAGCGGGUAGCAUCGGAACCGAACCGGCAACUCCAGUCCGGUUUGUUGUUGACGUGUGUGUGUUAAAUCAGAGGAGGGAAGGGAAGCGCUGCCUCUGGAUCUACUCCGCAACGCAUCUGCGCAGACAGACAAAUAGGCUGAAGAAGAAGAAAGAGGAGGAUUCCCGCUGCGGUGUUUACCAAUAUGCCGUUUCCCGUUAACGGGAUCCUUUCAGCGCUCGCGCUACUGCUGCUGCUGUGGCGCGCGGAGGAGCUCGCGGAGGCGUGCAGCUGCGCUCCGGUCCAUCCGCAACAGGCGUUCUGCAACGCCGAUGUAGUGAUCCGUGCUAAGGUGGUCGGGGUAAGAGAGGUGGAUUCUGGGAAUGAUAUCUAUGGAAAUCCCAUCAAGAGGAUCCAGUAUGAUGUCAAACAAAUAAAGAUGUUUAAAGGACCUGACCAGGACAUUGAGGCGGUUUUCACUGCACCAGUUUCUGCUGUCUGUGGUGUUACCCUUGAUGCAACUGGGAAGAAGGAGUACCUAAUCUCAGGCAAGGCCGAGACAGGCGGACGCAUGCACGUGACCCUCUGUGAUUACAUCAUGCUCUGGGACUCCUUGAGCGCCACCCAGAAAAAGAGCCUCAGCCAGCGCUACCAGAUGGGCUGUGACUGCAAGAUUGUGCGCUGUCCCUCCCUCCCCUGUGAGAUCUCUGCUCCAGAAGAGUGUCUGUGGACGGACCUGAUGAUUGAGAAGCAGGUGCACGGACGCCAGGCUAACCACUAUGCCUGCGUCAAGAGAGCGGAUGGCUCCUGCUCUUGGUACCGUGGGGUAGCGCCACCUAAGAAGGAGUUUAUUGAUGCAGAGGACCCUUAAGUCAGCAAUCUGACAGAGAAAAAAAAACGGAAACAAGGCAAUUGAAAUUGAAAAAUAACAUUAGGCUAUUUAAAAACGUUAAGCUAUAGUAAUAGAAAUUAGCUGCUGUUCUGAAAAUAACUUUAAGCCUCUUGUUGAUGUGACCACUUUAUUUCUAAAGUUUCCCAUGAUUAAAACGUGCAGAGGUUGUCCUUGGAUGCAGCAUCUUCAUGAAAAAAGUAAAUGGCACCAUCAGAUUAAAGGCUGUGUUGGAAAUGUUCACUCCCUCUUUAUAAAAGGUUCGCUUUCAAGUGUAUUUACAGCUUUUUAUCUCAUAAAUGAACCUCAGUAAGAUAUAGCUGCCCAAAUAUGAAGUAAUACCCUUAUUUUUUUACUGUUUUAGACAAAAACAUAAUGGAAAUUAGGAUUAUCUGACUUAUUUACCAAAUACAUUUUUGUACUGAAAUCAGAGUACCCAUUAAAAGGCAAUUUCUAUAUUCCUCAAUUCCAAAUAUUACCCUUAAAAGCAGUUUAGCAUGUCAUAGAAAAAAGUCAUUUUGUGAGAUAACGAAUGUUUAGACUUAAUAACUUAUAUUUCAGCACAAAUUUAAGACUCUAAAUCUGCAGAUGAUUUCUAGGGCAAAUAACUGCUAAGUUAGCAGUAAGUGAUGUUAACUCUAAUGGCAAAUUAUUUGCUAUUUGUUUCCUCAGUUUUUUAAAUGAAAUUACUUCAUGAAAUUCCAAAAACUCAACAAAAUUAGAGUCAGCGUGCUAUUUUACAUUCAAAGCGAUAGCUAGCUGUGCCUAACGUUAACAGUUACCAUCCUAGCGAUAGCAGCUAGCACUAGAUUACAAUCUAAUAUCUAAUUUUAACGCUAAAUGCUUAACAUUAACUUUGGUUUUAUUUCAAAAGAAAAGUGUUAAUGCUACUCUAGAAAUAAACCUUUGAAAGUUACCAAUGUUGUUUUUUCUUAAAUCCUGCUAACAUUUGAGAUAAUAAUGCUAAUGUUCACAGCUAACUUACUCUGUUAGGUAAAACCUUAGUCGCUAAUUACUCAUUUUUCCUAUUGGAGUGUAAUUCCCUGUAUUGUGCUUUACAAAAUGGCUGAAAUGCUUAUAGUGAACCUUAGAAAGAAAAGAGUGGACAAUUUGAACACAAGGAUAGACUGGUGGAAUGAUGGUGCAACUUCCUCCUGAGGCUGGCGUUAGGAGGCAAUAAAUUCUUGCUGAGAUGGAGCUCUCCCAUUCCCAAAAAAUAGCUCUUAAUCAGGGCAGCAGUGCCCUAUGAGUCAUUGAUUGCUCUCUCAGACCAUCAUUUACUCUCCAUUUUGUUUCUAAUUUUAUUACCUCAUUCUGCAUUUUAUUCCAAAGCAAAUUUCAAGUUGCCUUUCUUGAUUUUAAGAUCUAAAUGUCUCAUUAACACUUUUCUCAUUUUCUCACUGUAGCUGGUAACUUUAGACACCCACAACAUGCUUCCUUUAAACAGAAAAUGUAGUUUAGGAUUACCCAUCUAAAUUAAAGUUAAACUUUCUUUCUUUCUUUCUUUCUUUCUUUCUUUCUUUCUUUCUUUUCUUAUCUUUAAAUCUUCCUCCCUUUUUAUGUUAUGUAGCUGUACAGUACCUAUGCAUAUCCUUUUGUUGUUACUUGAUAAUUAUUUACUGCAUUAGAACUAGAUUUGCACUUUUUGAGAAUGAAUUUGGAUAAAGACAAGACCCGGAGCACACGGAUGUGACAUUUACUGUUGUUUGCCCAGACCGCCAAAUCCACCUCUGAUGCAGAUUUUGUCUGGUGAUAAAAGAACAUGUGCAGGUCUGUGCUGUAUGUGGCAUAUCACAAAAUAAAAUAAUACAAUGAAACAGCAGACAUGUGAAAGUUCUGGGUAUUUGGAAACUUUUGAUGAGACUGAAUGUGUGAAGGAGGGAUUGAGAUGAGUUUGUGGGUUGAUAUUUCCGUCUUAUGAUUGUAAAUGCAAACAGCAGUUUAAUAUUAUCUACCGGUACAUGCUUAAUGUUAGCUCUGACUUGUCUUUCAAAUUAUUACAUAAAAGCUUUAUCGCUGUCCUGGAAAGCUGUUUUAUACACCUUUGGCUACAGUAACUAAUAUAUAUAUAUAUUAAUAUAUAUAUAUAUAUAUAUUAGAGGCAUAUUUUAAAAGAAAACUCUUUCCAGUUCCAUUAACUUUGUGUUUUAAUGUGUUAUUAUUAUUAAAGUUGUCAUAAUGUUUGUGUUUUUCAGCAAAUGUUUUUAGCCAUGUUUAAUCAGAUGAACCUCUUACGCUGGAGUAACGUGAGAGUGAGGUUUUGGGGAAGUGUAGAGAACUAGGUACACAUUGUUUUAUUAGAGGACUUUGCAUGUUUUUGAUUCUUUGUGUAAGUCCAGGCAAAGGACAAAAUAUUCAGUAUUAUCAAAUAAAAAACACAAGUUUAAAAGAG
Molecule: messenger RNA, 3337 nt
Organism: Cyprinodon tularosa
Lineage: Eukaryota; Metazoa; Chordata; Actinopteri; Cyprinodontiformes; Cyprinodontidae
Gene: timp2a
Product: TIMP metallopeptidase inhibitor 2a
Exons: 5
Coding region: 262-927 (221 amino acids)
Biological process (GO): negative regulation of endopeptidase activity; negative regulation of membrane protein ectodomain proteolysis
Cellular component (GO): extracellular matrix
Molecular function (GO): protease binding; metalloendopeptidase inhibitor activity
Source: RefSeq, a predicted model, not a curated record